Molecule: messenger RNA, 510 nt
Organism: Lycium barbarum (goji berry)
Lineage: Eukaryota; Viridiplantae; Streptophyta; Magnoliopsida; Solanales; Solanaceae
Product: chaperone protein dnaJ 20, chloroplastic-like
Exons: 1
Coding region: 1-510 (169 amino acids)
Cellular component (GO): chloroplast
Source: RefSeq, a predicted model, not a curated record
AUGGAGAUAUCCUUGAAGAUGAAUAGCUAUAAAGCGGACAUUCUCCCAAUAUUAUUUAUUCACAAAGAAGGUGGAAAGAACAAACUCAUGAAGGGUACUAGUCAACUAAAAAUCAUGUCAAAUAUGCAAAAGGAAAAAAUAGCCAAUAAUCUCUAUGAAGUGCUUUCUCUUCGUUCUACAGAUGUAGGGUUUGAAGAGAUAAAGAAAGCUUAUAGAUGCAAGGCUCUUCAACACCAUCCUGAUAUUUGUCAUCAUUCAAAUAAAGAAGAAUCAACAAGACAAUUCAUUGAGCUGAGAAAGGCAUAUGAGACUCUUUCCGAUCCAAUUUCUCGACAAAGUUAUGAUUAUGAGCUGAGUUUGAUGAAUUCUAGUGAGAGCGAAUUGAUGUGGAGAAAGUCUAAGGAAAAAAGGAAGACAAUUUUCACUAAGGAGGUAUGGGAAAGACAACUUGAUGGGUUGAGAAGGCGAUCUUGUAAUAGAAUGGAGAAAAAGAAAUGUACGUUCAGCUAG